CCUGGCCGCUCUCACGCAUUUUCAACCACCACGAUGCGCACCGCAUGCCGCGUCCUGGUCUCACCCACCAAGCCCAAAGACGGCCUAGCCCGCGAGGGCACUGUAACCACUGACCACUGUAGGGCCAUUUCCCUUCGUACCUUGAACGCACCCUAAAUUGUGACGUCUCCCGUUUCGAGCAGCCGAGCGGAUCUUUUUCAUACAUCUUGGCCCCGACGAACCCUCCUAUUUCCUUAUUUCUCCCUCCGGGCCUCUUCGCAUCUCAUGUGUUUCCUGUCGUGCAACAAACCCAUUCAAGUCUGGUCUCCCAACAAUACGUACAAUUUCAUUUUUCCCUUGUGACUGGCGCACUUGAGACUCGGACCUUCCUUUUUGACCAUACCCGUACCUACACGUUAAUCCGAACCACCACAGUUCACACCGACGCAAUUGUCCAAGACAGACCAAAGUCGCACCCGUAACCGUCGCCGACAAGCAAACGAAGCGCAAAUUCCCAACCAACUGUUGCAACUACAAAAACGCGUGCCGUCUUCGCAGUCGAUAGCCGUUCACGGACACCGUACACCCCAAAUUCGCAAAGAUGGGCCAAUUCGACUGGUUCCGAUCCAUUGGCGCCACGCCCGAGGCCGUCGCCGUCCUGAAUGAUCAGCCCAUUCUCUUUACCAUCCUCUUGAUCGUCCUCUUCGCCGUCACCCUGCAAGGGGUUCUUCUCUGGUACAUCCACUUCGCGACAUUGAAGCCUGAACAGAGGAAGAAGAAGGAGCCUACGAAGGGGGGCAAGGGUGCGAAGAAAUAAAGCUCGCCUAGGC
This is a messenger RNA of Colletotrichum destructivum, 809 nucleotides long. RefSeq lists its product as uncharacterized. The coding region runs from base 581 to 796 and encodes 71 amino acids. Lineage: Eukaryota; Fungi; Ascomycota; Sordariomycetes; Glomerellales; Glomerellaceae. The transcript has a single exon. The record is from RefSeq and is a predicted model, not a curated record.